UUUGCUCGUGGAGGAUUUGCGCGUGCAUGCCCUCUGAUUCCCAAACCUCCUCGUGCGGAUCCCGGUGGUCAGCAGACGGAGGAGCGGGUCCCGCGGCAUGCAGCCGGACCGGGACCGGGACCCGGGAGCAUGUCGGAGAACGGGACGGGCUCUGAGGGGGGGGUGACGCACCACAACGUGCCCGCGCUGGUUUUCGGGGUGCUGCUGAUCGCGGCGGUCAUCGGCGGGAACGCGCUGGUGUGCGUGAGCGUGUACCUGGAGAAGGCUCUCAAAACCACCACCAACUACUUCAUCGUGAGCCUGGCGUUCGCGGACCUGCUGCUGGCCGUCCUGGUCCUGCCCCUCUUCGUUUAUGCAGAGUUCCAGGGGGGGGUGUGGACCCUGAACAUGACCCUGUGUGAUGGUCUGAUGACCAUGGACGUGAUGCUCUGCACGGCCUCCAUAUUUAACCUUUGUGCCAUCAGCCGGCAGCUGGGGCUGCUGGCGGGCACGUGGCUGCUGGCCCUGGGCGUGGCGGCGCCGGUGCUGCUGGGGGUGCAGGACGUGGCGGGGCGGCGGGGGGGCCGCUGCCGGCUGGAGGACAGCAGCUACGUGGUCUACUCCUCCGUCUGCUCCUUCUUCAUCCCCUGCCCCCUCAUGCUGCUGCUCUACGCCGGGGUCUUCUCCGGCCUGCGCCGCUGGGAGGACGCACGCCGCGCACGCCUGCGCAGCAGCAUCGAGGCCUGCAGGUCAGGGGGGGGGGCCAAGGGGGGGGGGAGGGGGGGGGGGGGGGGAGGGGGGGGGGCCAGACCCAGACAAGACUCAGGAACUGAGGUCCUCCAGAUAGAGCCAGACCAGACUAUGGUCCGUCAGGCCCUGUGCGAGAGCUGCUCCAUCCCCCCCGCCCUCAUGAGCACCGUCACCUGGCUGGGCUACGUCAACAGCGCCCUGAACCCCGUCAUCUACACCAUCUUCAACACCGAGUUCAAGAAGUUCUUCAAGAAGUGUUUCCGGAGCUGCUGC
Molecule: messenger RNA, 1002 nt
Organism: Menidia menidia (Atlantic silverside)
Lineage: Eukaryota; Metazoa; Chordata; Actinopteri; Atheriniformes; Atherinopsidae
Source: the annotation of a GenBank genome assembly